AUGAUUUGUUCUAAAAGACUAAAGUUUAUUAGUUUAUUCUUGUUUAGACAUAAAUCUGUGUCAGCGAAAAUGAAGAUUGAUAAAAUGGCGGAGGUUGUAAAAUGUUCGCAAGAAAAGGCUUAUGCGAGAGCUGCGCAAUUCCUAGAGGAUGGUCAUGUGAUUGCUGUACCAACUGAUACCAUUUAUGGGUUAGCAUGUAGUGCUAACUGUCCACAAGCAAUUAAAAAGUUAUAUGCAAUAAAAGGAAGAGAUUCUGCAAAGCCUGUCGCUAUUUGUGUAACAUACAUUGAUGAUGUACGAAAAUGGGGUAAUGCAGAGCACCUAUCUGAUGAUUUACUACAUACUUUACUUCCUGGACCGGUUACAGUGGUUCUUGAAAAAACAAGACAUCUCAAUAAUCCAUUCUUGAAUCCAAAAACAAGUAAAAUUGGUAUAAGAAUACCACAAUAUUUGUUCAUUAAUAAAGUAACUAAAAUAUUUGACAAACCCAUUGCUUUGACCAGUGCCAACUUUAGCAAUGAGCCAUCCACAUUGUCUGUGAAAGAAUUUGAACAUUUAUAUGGUCAUUUAGGAGCAGUAUUUGAUGGUGGAGUGUUAAGUGAAGGUUUAGAAAAGAAUAGAACAGGCUCUACUGUUGUUGAUUUAUCUAACAUAGGCUCAUAUACUAUUAUAAGAAAAGGUAUUUCAUAUGAGAAAAUUGUUACUAUUUUAGAAGACAACGGAUUACGUAGUAUUGAAUAG
This is a messenger RNA of Papilio machaon (common yellow swallowtail), 741 nucleotides long. It is a transcript of the gene Tcs1, whose product is annotated as yrdC domain-containing protein, mitochondrial. The record is from RefSeq and is a predicted model, not a curated record. Gene Ontology annotation, molecular function: double-stranded RNA binding; nucleotidyltransferase activity; tRNA binding. Bases 1 to 741 code for a protein of 246 amino acids. Gene Ontology annotation, cellular component: cytoplasm. Gene Ontology annotation, biological process: regulation of translational fidelity. NCBI's taxonomy places the organism in Eukaryota, Metazoa, Arthropoda, Insecta, Lepidoptera, Papilionidae. The transcript has a single exon.